This is a messenger RNA of Triticum aestivum (bread wheat), 2090 nucleotides long. RefSeq lists its product as uncharacterized. The transcript has 4 exons. Gene Ontology annotation, molecular function: rRNA N-glycosylase activity. The record is from RefSeq and is a predicted model, not a curated record. Gene Ontology annotation, biological process: negative regulation of translation. Bases 97 to 1815 code for a protein of 572 amino acids. Lineage: Eukaryota; Viridiplantae; Streptophyta; Magnoliopsida; Poales; Poaceae.
UCCACGCCUCUUCAGCUCUCUCUCUCCUCUCCCCUCCCCCUCCCCGCCGCCUCCUCUGAUUCCUUCGCGAGGGUUUUGCCGGCGCAGAGCACGGUUAUGGGGUCGCCGGCCUGGCGCGGCUUAUGGCGAGGCUUGUCGAGAUGUGGCCGCUCCCCCUACACCGCGGCGCCCCCUCCCAGUCUCUACCUCGCCAGGGCAGCAGAGGUCCCCGAUGCGUCGGGGCGCCGCCAUCUCGCCGUGCAGCGGCACGCGAUCUCACACAUGCUGGGAACCAUGGACCUGGCGCCUAGCAUCAACACGGAGGAGUGGUGGAAGAGGAGGAGCCGGUACCACGGGGCGAGCUGGGUUCAGGCGCACGCUCCGUCGCGCUUCUUCUCGGCUACCCCCAAGGAUCUACUGAAGGGUUCGAAGGCGGAUCCGAGCGAUCUUGCGGUGCCGAGUCCAGGUGAUGAUGCACACGGUCCCGGGGACAUGGCGAUGCACAAUCGGUUCGCAUCGGCACAACCGCUCGCGCUUGUAGAGCAGGUGAAGUGGUGGCAGAUCAGAUAUCUGAGUAAAGGCGCACAAGCUGCUGGUGCAAUUGACUCUAAUUUUGAAAGAGGCUUGAUAUGUGUUGAGGUGUACGCUUAUUUGUACCUCCCUCUAAUACGCCGGAGAGAAAUGUUGCCAACGCUGUCUUCUUCAUAUCAUAUUUUUCCUCAAAUGCACAGAUUUUUUUCGCGAAGAAAGAGAAAGUUUCAGGAAGAAAUCAUUUUGAAGGCAAAGAACUCCAGCGUUUUAUGUUUGGAUGGUACCAGUGCUGAAGUGAAAUCAAGCCUGAGAAAAGUAAUUGCACGGUUGCGGCAGUUUUGCUAUGACCAUGGGGAGCGUGUUGAUGUCUCAUCUAUCUAUGGACCUGGGAGCGAGGUAUAUACUCCACCAGGAGUUGGUACAUUCCAUCUUGAGGUCUUACACUGCGAAAGAUCCAUCAGCUUUCCAAUUUUGGCAAACAAGCUAUAUUUCAGAGCCUUCAGAAAUGGUCACGGUAUGUUUGUAUUCAAAGAUGAGGAGGAUUUUAAAUGUGAUGAGGAUUACAUUGUGCUUGACUUUACGGGUAGUUAUACCUCUGCUGGCCUUGGUCGGCAUAGUGUCGGGGACACAUGGAUAGGAACUCAAGCUCUUAGACACGCAUUUCAUGUCAUAUCCAAGUGCAACGGAAGGUCUACAGAUUUAUUGAAGCAAGCUAUCAAGAUCUUCAUAAUUCAUAUAGCUGAAGCUGCACGCAUCCAAUGCGUUCUUGAUGCAGUUUGCGAAUCAAUUACUGGUGAAAGGACUCAUCUAGAUGAGCCUAAUUCGCAACCUACCUGUGCACCAUCUAGUGAGCCAGAGGCUGAGGCUGAGUCUGCUCCUUCAAGUGAGGCUGAGUCUGCUCCUUCAAGUGAGACUGAGGCUGCAGUUUCGCCAGCCGCUUCUCCACCUUCGAGCGCUACUGAGGCUGCUCCUGUUGCUUCAUCACCAGCCCCUCCACCAUCUUAUUGGAUUGCAACUUACGGACAUUAUUCAAAUGAAGCUAAGGAAGCAAUCGACGCGCAACUGACCAACAAUGGGAAAUAUACCAUUAUUAGUAAGGAUGAUUAUCAGAUAACAUCACUGGAUGAUAUCUUGAAACAGAUCAGGAUAUUAUCCCGGGAAGUGCACAACAAGGGUGUAUUUGCACACAAAGCAGACGACUCACUAUUGGCACUGCCAAAAGAGUGUCCGCCUGAUCCUAGUGGGAAGGAGGUAGAGUAUCCUUAUGCUCUAUUAGAGGAGUGGAACAAGGGCAAGAUUCUGUAGAAUGCUUUGCAGCAACUGAAGUUCAUUGCCUCAAGAUCAAUGCAUGAUUCUAUGACACCCAACAGGAUCACAUGCUUAGAAAUGGGACUCCGUGGUGAUGUGACAUUUGGCAUAUGCAGGAUGGCUUUUGACGCUGCUCCUUGGUGAUGAUUACUCAAUCAUCUGGGGCGCCUACAACCAGAGUGUGAUAGUGGUUUUGGUAUCUCAUAUAAAUCUAGUAUGGAUGUUAUAACGUGAAUGUAUUUGUUGUCUUAUAAGUGGCUGGCAUCUUUUAA